GCCAAGGUCCUACAUACAUCAGGGCAAACGAAUCAAUAACGAUAUUGCCUGAUGCUUAUGUUACAAUAAAAGAUGAAAGUUAUAGCAGCGAAGGAAACACAACUGAGAAUGAAUAUACAAUCCUCAGAACCACAAUGCAUCAAUUGUCUCCCACAAGCACAAGUACAGCAAAUAGAUCUAUUUUGGAUGGCAGCCCCUCUACAUGUGAAUUCAACCAGAAUGAGUCUACCAACACCAUUGCCAGACUGGUUGAUUCAACACCAACACAAUCUUCAAUUCAAAGGAUCUUAACAUGCCCACUUGUUAUGAAAAGUUUGGCAGUGAAGAAAUUGAAGAACAUGCAGAUGUUUGUGCUGAGUCAGCCUGGUCUGUUUCAGAACAACAAUAUGUAAGCCUAAUGUCCGAUAUUGUAAAUCUCGAUGACCAUGUUGACCAGGAACCUGUGGUUCCUGACAAUAUCAAGACCGAAUUGGCAGAUGUCACAAGAACCCUGCAGGAAAUCUUGGCCCUACGAUCAACCGAAUUAAUGUGCAAUGAAAGAGUGUGUUGGAUGAUUACAUACUUAAGCGUAUGA
Molecule: messenger RNA, 574 nt
Organism: Paramuricea clavata
Lineage: Eukaryota; Metazoa; Cnidaria; Anthozoa; Malacalcyonacea; Plexauridae
Source: the annotation of a GenBank genome assembly